UAAAGAGGGGAGCGAUCUACUGGUUGAAAAUCUAAUAUUUAUUAAAUAAUAAUAAAUUUAAUAAAGAUUUUAAGUAUAGUGAAUCGAUUUAUUUAUUUAUUCGGUUAACAACAGUUUUCCAGGAAUCAAUUAGGUCAUUAAAGUGUACUACAGUACAAUAGAACUUCCCGCUUUACGACCCCCCCUCUAUAGUAUUUAUUAAAUUUUAUAAAAUAAAUACUAUAAUAGAAAGCUUAAAAGUAUAUCCCCCGCUUUUACGACAAGUAUAAAUUAUUUUUAAUUACGACUUUACGAAAGAUUACAUUUAACUUCCUUUUUGUAAGCCAUUUCUACACCGAUAUUACGUAGUAAAAAUUGUUUUUUUUUUUUUUAUUAUUAUUUCCAGGAACGUAAUCUCAAUUUAUGACCCCCAGCUUAUGAGAAAUAGGACAGCUCGCUUAACGACGCUUUUCCAGGAAUUAAUUAGGUCGUAAAAGAGGAAGCCUGCUUAAUAUAUAUAUAUAUAUAUAUAUAUAAUUAAAUAUAUAAUAUUUGCAGAAAUACAUUAUAUAGACUCUCCUCUUUACGACUGAUAUACAUUUCUCUUAUGGUUGUACAAAAUUCUGUAUUUAAGUGUGCCAUUUCUGCAGUUAAAGCUGCCAUUUCUAAGAACGUAACCUCAAUUUAUAACACGUGUUAUAGGAAGUUACAUUUCGAAGGCUCGCUUAACGACAGCUUUCCAGGAACCUGAUCUAGGAUCGUAAAAGCGUUCAGCAUAUCUCCGUUGUACGACCCCCCUGUUUUUACGACCCAGUUUUUUGAUAACUUCAACGUCUGGCUGUCGACUGACUGACAGAGAACAACGUACAACAGAGAGCGAAACAUCUUAUCUAGUGUUAAUGACUGAGUCAACGUGUUUUUAACGUUAAAAAUUACUGUUAUUACAGUUUACUGUCUUUCGAAUCAAUGCCAAAUAUUGCCACGGACUUGUUGUGUUUAAUCACUUCACAGUUGCUGUCCCUGCUUCGUUGUUUACGUUCGAUUUUAAAUUAUUUAUAGAAUAGUACACGUCCUUGAAAAUGUCUGGAAAGAGGAAAUGUAGUACAUGUGUACGCGCCUUGAAAACGUCUAGAAAGAGGAACAGUGAAUCUUGGAAUACAAAGUCCAUAAAGAGGAGAAAGGCUAUAACAUUAGAAGAGAAACACGAAAUUUUAAGCCUUCACGAAUCGGGAAUGAAAGUGAUGGAUCUCGCCUCUACGUUUCAUUUAAAUCAUUCUACUAUAAGCACCAUCUUAAAGAAUAAACAGAAGAUUUUAGAAGAGUUGAAAAGUGCUCGACCAAUGCAAUCGACUACCAUAAGGAAAAGGGAAGGUUUAAUUCCUGAAGUCGAAAAAGUGUUAAUGGUUUGGAUUACACAUCAGACUCGAACUGCUCAAAUGCCUUUAAAUCAAGCUACGAUUUCGGCAAAAGCGUUAUCUAUCUUCAAUACUCUGAAGAACCACCGCGGAGAGACAUCAAAAGGAGAGACGUUUAGUGCGAGUAAAGGCUGGUUUGAUCGUUUUAGAAAAAGAGCUGGCUUACUGAACGUAAAAGUUCAAGAGAAAGCUAUAAAAGAAUUCCCAGAAAAAUUGGCUGAAAUUAUCGAAGAAGAAGGAUAUUGUUCAAGACAAAUUUUUAAUGUAGACGAAACAGGAUUUUUCUGGAAACGGAUGCCUUCAGAAAGUUCUGUUGAAGAAGAAAAAUCGAGAUCUGGCUUAAAAGAAUCACAGGAUCGAGUGACAUUAUUGUUAGGUGCAAAUGCAGCAGGCGAUUGUAAAUUGAAACCCUUGUUGAUCUAUCGAACAGUUCCAAAGGGAAUAAACAACGAAACGUCACCAGUGAUUUGGAAAUGGAAUACUAAAGCUUGGCUGACUGCAUCAAUCUUUGAAGAAUGGUUUUACCAGCAUUUUGUACCCGAAGUAGAAAAGUAUUGUAUUGACAAUGAUCUUCCUUUUAAAGUUCUGCUGCUUUUGAAUAAUACACCAGGUCAUCGAUUGAUUUUUCAAGAUGCUUAUCCUAAUGUAAGGAUAAUCUUUUUUCCACCAAAUACUAAUUUAAUUUUUCAACCAAUGUAUCAAGGUGUUAUUGCUUCCUUCAAGGUAUAUUACCUUCUGCGUACAUUUGAAGAAAUAAUGAAGGCAAUCAGUGAAGAAGAAAAAGAUGGUCUAACGGUUCGACAGUUUUGGCAGAGAUUUAGCAUUUUAGAUGCCACAAAAAUCAUUGCAGAUGCUUGGAACAAAAUCAAUGAAUCAAACUUGAAAGGAGUUUGGAAGAAACUCUGCCCAUAUUUCGUGGAAAAUUUUGAAAGUUUUGAAUCUUCUUUGGAAAAGGCCAUAACGAUUGUAGUUAAAAUAGCAAAUCGAUUGGCGCUAAAAGUUUCUAUUGAAGAUAUCAACGAAUUAUUAAACUCGCAUGAUGAGGAGCCUACUAUUAUGGAACUUAUCGAAAUUGCAGAACAAGGAACCAUCGAAGACGACGAAAAAGAAGAAGAGAAAACUGCAGAGGAAAGAAUCGUCAAAAAAGACGAAAAAGAAAUUACACAAAAAACAGCCAUCAAGAAAAAUAAACGGGGAAAAACAGAAGAAUCUAAUCCUCUUUCUACCUUUACAUUACAGAGACUUACAGAAGCUUUUGAAAACAUUAACUCUGGUCUGGAAAUUUUGAAAGCUGAUGAUCCUAAUUGCGAACGGAGUUCAAAAGUUUUAUCCAAAGUCACAAAUGCCUUGUUAUGCUAUAAAGAAAUUUACCGAGAGAAGAAAAACUGUUGUAAUUGUUAAGUAUCCGUACUUUUUGUUGCCAUAUGUAUAAUUUUAUGUAGUUGAAAGUUUCUUAUAGAAAUGCAAACUUUAAUUUAUAACACUAAACAUAUGAGGCAUUAGUAUUCGACUUACUCACUUAACGACGAUUUCCCAGGACGAUUUACUGUGUAUUUUAUUCAUUAAAAAAGUAGUAAAAAAGAUGAGGUUCCAUUUCAUUAGCAUAUUGAGAUGCAGCGAUACCUGAACACAUCUCUCUCAUACCAUU
Molecule: messenger RNA, 3042 nt
Organism: Centruroides sculpturatus (bark scorpion)
Lineage: Eukaryota; Metazoa; Arthropoda; Arachnida; Scorpiones; Buthidae
Product: tigger transposable element-derived protein 1-like
Exons: 1
Coding region: 1059-2795 (578 amino acids)
Cellular component (GO): nucleus
Molecular function (GO): DNA binding
Source: RefSeq, a predicted model, not a curated record